Messenger RNA from Brachypodium distachyon (stiff brome), 929 nucleotides. RefSeq lists its product as uncharacterized. Gene Ontology annotation, biological process: response to osmotic stress. The transcript has a single exon. The record is from RefSeq and is a predicted model, not a curated record. NCBI's taxonomy places the organism in Eukaryota, Viridiplantae, Streptophyta, Magnoliopsida, Poales, Poaceae. Gene Ontology annotation, molecular function: calmodulin binding. Gene Ontology annotation, cellular component: nucleus. Bases 89 to 643 code for a protein of 184 amino acids.
AUUCCCAACCGCCAGCUCUCUCUUCUCUAGUUCUCUUUCGCCUGCAAAGCUCACGCUCCUCCUCCACCGCAGCCGACACAGCUGAACCAUGGACGCCGUAGCCUGCGCAGCGCCGCCUGCAUCCCUGCUCUCCCGGUCCUUCGCCGACGCCGCCAUCGCCCGCGCGCUUAGCUUCUCCGUCUCCGGCUGCUCCCCCGACCCCGACCACCAGUCCGUCUUCGCCUGCAGCACGGCAGCCGCCACGGCGCCGGCUCCCGCCUUGAUCUGCGAGCCCCCAUCGGCGCGUUGCAGGCAGCAGCAGCAGCUGGGACCGGCGCCGGGCGGGCGCACGGGGAAGCGGCGGCCGCGGCCGUCGAAGCGCGCGCCCACAACGUACAUCAGCACCGACGCGGCCACCUUCCGCCUCAUGGUGCAGCACGUCACCGGCGCCGACGCCGACACGCUCCAGAUCUCCUCGCAGGACGCCGGCGCCGGCCUUCAGGUGAUGCCGCCGCCUUUCGACGUGGGGUCAUUGCUACCGUCGUCGGUCGACCCUGCGGCAGCGUACGUGCUCCCUCCGGCCCCGCCUGCGGCGGUGGAUCAGCCGUGUUUCCCGACGCUGGACUCCUGGAACGUCAUGUACGGCAAGAACGAGGCGAUUUGAACUUUGAAGCUAUAUGCUGCUGCCUGCUGCUGAUGGCGCCCGGCCUUGGUGGCCUGAGAUCGAUCUCUCGCUCUGUUUUUGCUCGUAGAAUCGUACAGGAAGGUUAGGUGUAUGUAUGCAAGUGCAAGUACUGCUGCUACGUGUGCGCUGCUGGCGUACGUACCCGUGUAUUGGAAUGCAGCGGACUGUGCUUAAUUAUCCUGUACUCUGCUUACUCUUCAACGUAUGGUUCGGUUUGUGGGAAGGUUCAAAAUUUACCAUAUUUCAUCAUUUUGGUGGGCCUUGA